GCCAUGGGUGGAAAAAAGAGAAUCCCCAGCCCAGAUCAGCUCCGCGACUACAACUACGCCGUGGCUGGACAUGCGGGCACCCUGUGCGACGCCGAUGGAGAACUCUUCAUCAAGCCGUGUACCCAGACCGAGAUCGAUUUCUACCAAGCCGUAGAGACAAAUGGCUAUCGCGACUUUGCCGACAUCAUGCCCCUCUACAUGGGCGAGCUGCAGCUGACUCCCGCCGACGUGCCGAUCCAAGAGGCGCUCAUGGGCGUCAUCGCGAGCGACGGCAACUUCAAGACCACCAAAGAACAGAUUGCCGCGACGAUAGCAGAGGUCGUGGACCAGACAACAUGGGUCCCUACCCAGGGCAAAAAGAUCAAGACGGACAAGUCGGUCGUGCUGGAGAAUGCCACGUAUGGCUACAAAAAAGCAAACAUCCUCGACGUCAAACUUGGCCGGCGGCUUUGGGCGGACGACGCCCCCGCUGAGAAGAAGGAGCGCUUCGAUGUCAUCAGCUCGCAGACGACGCACGGGAAGCUGGGCUUCCGCAUUUCGGGCAUGCGAGUAUAUCAGGGCUCGGAGGAUGAGUCAACAUUGGACGAGGAAGGCUACAAGAUCUACGACAAGGACUUUGGGCGCGUGACAGUCAACGACGAAAACGUUGUCGACGCAUUUCGCAAGUUCGUCUUCAACAAGGCUGCCGGCAUCCACAAGGCGUUGGGCAAGGCUGUCUGCUCCGCCUUUGUCCGAGACCUGCAGCGAAUCGAGGAUGUCCUGACAAGCCACGAGACCCGCAUGUACUCUGCGUCUCUUCUCUUCAUCUUUGAGGGCGAAGGCGUUUCGCUCGACGCUGCCAUUGAAAUGAACAAUGAAAUCUUGGACCGCCAGUCCGCUGAGUCAUAUACGUGCCCGCCAGUGUCUCGCUCAAACAUGAGCUUGGACAGCAGAAUGGACAGCGGCAUCGCGUUGGAAGCCGACGACGAUUACGACUUUGAAGCCGACGACGAAGAUGACGACGAACUUCGACUGCCCCAGAUCUACACGUUGAAGCUCAUUGAUUUUGCCCACGCAAAUUUCACUCCCGGCCAAGGGCCCGACGAAAACAUCCUCCUAGGAGUCAGGAGCCUUUUGCGAAUUUUCAAAGAAAUGGCUGCCGAGGAUGACUAGACUCAUGCACGAUGGCAUGGCUUUCUUUGAUUGCCACUCGCGCGCGUGUAUAUACGAUGCUGGCGAUUAAGUGCGCCGCUCUUGGGAUAUGAUACUGGCGUUAAAAGGAAGGUGGCGAUGUCUGAUACUACACAGAGAGGGCACCCAAAAAGGGAGGCGCAUUUCCCCCUCUCCCCACUUUGGAGGAGAAACUAUUUUUUUCCCUGAUACCCCGGGAAGAUGCCUGAGUACUGGUGUUUGCGGCGUAAUAAUUUUGACCGAACAGAAAAAGAGAAUUUACAAGAUGUUACAAGGUAGAGCAUGGCUCCACAUGGAGAGGUUUGGGAGGAAGAAGAAAUUUUUGUUCUUUUCCCUGCGUAUAACGACGAUAUAUGACGGUUUCGGCGCAAAUGGGAGUUGUCUUUUGUCUAUUGUUCUCGUUGAUUUUCAAGAGGUUUAGUGGUUGAGGAUAAAUGCAGCUUUAGAAAGCAUCUUGAUACAGGUACUGGUUGCUGGCUACUUAGAGGUAGCCAUGUUAACUUCUAUGUACAUAUUUAUCCACGUUUGGGUAGACAAUACCGAUACGUUUUGUGUUGUGAA
Molecule: messenger RNA, 1731 nt
Organism: Trichoderma atroviride IMI 206040
Lineage: Eukaryota; Fungi; Ascomycota; Sordariomycetes; Hypocreales; Hypocreaceae
Source: RefSeq, a predicted model, not a curated record